Messenger RNA from Capsella rubella, 1723 nucleotides. Its product is annotated as monofunctional riboflavin biosynthesis protein RIBA 2, chloroplastic. Bases 90 to 1508 code for a protein of 472 amino acids. NCBI's taxonomy places the organism in Eukaryota, Viridiplantae, Streptophyta, Magnoliopsida, Brassicales, Brassicaceae. The transcript is spliced from 7 exons. Gene Ontology annotation, cellular component: chloroplast. The record is from RefSeq and is a predicted model, not a curated record. Gene Ontology annotation, molecular function: 3,4-dihydroxy-2-butanone-4-phosphate synthase activity. Gene Ontology annotation, biological process: riboflavin biosynthetic process.
AUCACCGGCGAACAAAAAAACAGAGUGAUUGAGAUUCUACGGCGGUGGUGGUUCGUACUUCGUCGUCUCCUCUCACUCUCUUCAACUCCAUGAACAUGGCGUCGCUUACUCUCCGCUGCGACGCGACGCAACUCUUUCCUUUACGUGAUGUUGUGAAGGGAACAAAGCUAUCUAGAACGAGCUGGGUGUUUCCUAGGAUUAUAUCGAAGAAGUUCAAUUUUAGAAUGAGAGUGAUAUCUGAGGAAGGAGAUGUGUUCUCUUCCUCUAAGAGUAAUGGAUCAUCAUCAAUGGGGAUCGAGUUGCAGCCGGAUUUGGUUUCGUUUGGGACAUUAGCUGCUGAAAUGAUUCCCACAACUAUGGAUUCUUCUGAUGUUGAGGAUGAAGAGUUCGAUCUUGAUCGACCUACUGCUGGAUUUGCGUCUAUUCCUCAAGCUAUUGAGGAUAUUCGACAGGGCAAGAUGGUAGUUGUUGUAGAUGAUGAGGACAGAGAAAACGAAGGAGAUCUGAUAAUGGCGGCGUCGUUGGUAACACCUGAAGCUAUGGCUUUUGUGGUUAAGCAUGGGACUGGAAUCGUGUGUGUGAGCAUGAAAGGUGAAGACUUGGAGAGGUUAGACCUUCCUUUAAUGGUGACGCGAAAGGAUAAUGAGGAAAAACUCCGCACGGCCUUCACGGUUUCAGUGGACGCAAAAAAAGGAACAUCCACAGGUGUCUCAGCUCGUGAUAGGGCACAAACUAUAUUAGCCCUUGCAUCAAAAGAUUCAAAACCACAAGAUUUCAAUCGUCCUGGUCAUAUCUUUCCUUUGAGAUAUAGAGAAGGCGGUGUUCUCAAAAGAGCAGGGCAUACAGAAGCCUCUGUUGACUUGACUGUGUUGGCCGGUUUGGAACCAGUAUCUGUUUUAUGUGAGAUUGUAGAUGAUGAUGGUUCCAUGGCUAGAUUACCAAGACUCCGCCAAUUCGCUCAAGAGAACAACUUGAAAGUAAUCUCAAUCGCCGAUUUAAUCAGAUACCGAAGGAAAAGAGAGAGACUGGUAGAGUUCACUGCAGUUGCGCCAAUACCGACAAUGUGGGGGCCAUUCAAAGCACAUUGCUUCAAGUCAUUGCUUGAUGGAGUUGAGCACAUUGCAAUGGUCAAAGGAGAAGUAGGAGAUGGGAAGGAUAUCCUUGUGAGAGUUCACGCGGAGUGUAUCACGGAUGAUAUAUUCGGAAACAGCUCUGGUGGAAAACAAUUAGCGAUUGCAAUGAGACUGAUUGAAGAAACUGGGAGAGGUGUUUUUGUCUACUUGCGUGGUCCAGAAAGUAAAGGCAUUGACCUAAGCCACAAGCCUCGUACUUACGACAACAAUCCAGAUCAAGCCGUUGCUUCACGGGAAUACGGCAUUGGAGCACAAAUACUGAGGGAUCUUGGAGUAAGAGAGAUGAAGGUGAUGACUAAUAAUCCGGCACAUUACGUUGGUCUUAAAGGCUAUGGUUUAUCAAUUUCUGGCAAGGUUCCUCUCAUUAGUCCUUGAGUGUUUUUUUUUUAUGAUUGAUUAGUUUGUGACCGUUAAAGAGAUACCACAUGUGUCCGAGUUUGUGAGUGACUUAGUUUGUUGUUAGUUGUUGUUUUUGCGCCUAAACCAUGUUUUUUUUGUUUCUUCUUACCUCCAUAAUUGUCAUUAGAAUCAUUUUAAAUGGUAUAUUCUCUGCAAAUUAGUAUAUAUAUAUAUAUAUGUUGUCACUUGCG